Molecule: messenger RNA, 1748 nt
Organism: Paramecium pentaurelia
Lineage: Eukaryota; Ciliophora; Oligohymenophorea; Peniculida; Parameciidae
Source: the annotation of a GenBank genome assembly
AUGGAAUAUCAUUAAGAAUAGGUAUUUGGAGAAUUAGAAGAUUGUUAUUAAGCAUUUGUUCCAAAAAAAUCAAAAAGUAAAUAGCAAUCUGAAUCAGCUGAGAUUUUGGAAUUAUAUCAUUUGACAGUAGAAUAAAUUGAUUUAGAGUCUAAGGAUAUAGUUGAUAAGAAGUUUCUAAAAUUAUCAAAUUCAAUUUUAUAAUGGAUUGAGGAAGAAUUAAAAAACACAACAUUUUAAAUUUUAGAAUUGCAUAGUCUAAAUUAACAACAUCAUUAUGUUUAAAUCAAGUUUGGUUUUCUUUUGGUAGAUCAAGCAAAUCUAUAUUCAGUAUAUUCUUUCUAUAGUUCUCUUGUUAAAAAAAAAGAGGGUCAUCCUAUAUUAAAUUCUGAUUGUGUUGAAUUUACAAUGGAAGGAGGAAGAAUAAUAGAUCAUUCACUUAGUUUUGAAUUAUUUGAUAAAAUUGACUAUAGUUUACCAGAUUUAUUAAAUCAUGUAUUAAUACAUUGUGCAAAAUAAUUUAAAUCAAAUGUGAGAGCACAUACAUCAAUAUUUUUGAUAUCUAAAUAUUUUGUAUCUGAAGAAUUAAGUGACUUAAAAAAAGCUCUAUUGGAAGAGAUUAAACUUAGAUACCCAAAUACAAUAGGAAAUAUUAUAUUUGUUUUACCCUUAUAAUCUACAGCAACAGAGAAUUAUGAAAUUACAAAAAUCUAUAGUUUUAGUGAUCCUAAAAAGAUGUUUAUACAUUUAUUGAUAAAACUUAUAUCAAAUCCUUAAAUUCCUUUACUCUCUUAAGAAAUAUAUUCCUUAUGGGAAAAAGACUUUAAGAUUUAUACAUUAAAUUAUCAAUAAUAACUUUUUAAAAUUAAAUAAGCUUAUUUCCUCAUGUAUGAAACCUUACACUUUAUGACUUCCUAUAAUAAGAAGAAUACAACCAUGAAAGAAUUACUUGACACUUUGAAGAAUUAACCUAAUAACAGUAUGAAUUAUUCAAAAUAUUUAUCAAAAAGAAAAUAAUUAAGUGAUGCUAUCCUUGUGUUUAGUAAAUACAUUGAGUAAUUAAAAUCAGAAGUAAAUAUAUAAUAAAUUAAAUUUAGAAUCAAUAAGACAUCAAAGAUUUUAAGUAAAAACUCUUUGGUUUAUUAUGUUCGAAUUAAGCAAGUAAAUGGUUUACUUUGAGUCAUGAUUGUAAAUUAAAUAAAGCUAAAUAAUUAUUUAAAGAUCUUACUUCAAUAGGUUAUGAUUAAAAUAUUGAUUAAACAAUCUUACAAUAUUUAGAAAAUGAGAAUUAUGAUAAAUAGUAAAUAAAGAAACCAAAUGAUCGAUUUAGUUAAUUAACUAAAGAUAAUGAAAAAGUAAAAUUUGAGGAUUAUGUUAAUGAAUUCUUAAAUUAAUAUAUUGUGAUGAUAAUCAAUGAAAUUAAGAAAUCAUAUUCUUAAUAUAUAUUUAAGGAUUUUGAUAAAUAUUUGGAAUCUACAAAUCCUGAUAUUUUGAAUCAUUUGCAUACAAAUUUAAUUGAUACUUGUACAUCUAAUUUUAAAUAGACAGGAGAAAAUUAUGCAAAAAUUUAAUAAUAAUAUUAAGUAGCAUUGUCUAAUUUAAUUGAAAAAUAAGAUAUGAUAGAUUUUUAGACUGCAAUAGCUAAUCUCAAACUAUUAGGUUUAAUAGAAGAUACAAAAAGAGUUAAACCUACAAUAUAAAGAGCUGUUUAUGCCAAAUAAAUGUAUAUUAAUUAUAACAAUGAAUUUUGA